AUGCGUUUCAUCCUCUCCCACACGCGAAUCAUCCUCUGCCCGCCCGUUGUCGCCGCCUCUGCUGCUGCCUUGGCCGCCCUCUCCCCACUUGAUGCACGCCGUGCUGUGGAGAGGGGUAAGAAAAGGGAGGGGGGGCAGAAGGCCGCCUCUGCUGCUGCCUUGGCCGCCCCCUCCCCACUUGAUGCACGCCGGGCUGUGGAGACGGGUAAGAGGAGGGAGGGGAGGGAAUGGAGGGAGAGGAGGGAGAGGAAGGAGCGGAGAGAGAGGAGGGAGAGGAAGGAGAGGAAGGAGCGGAGAGAGAGGAGGGAGAGGAAGGAGAGGAGGGAGCGGAGGGAGAGGAGGGAGCGGAGGGAGAGGAGGGAGCGGAGGGCAGGAGGGAGAGGAGGGAGAGGAGGGAGCGCGGAGGGAGAGGGGUAA
This is a messenger RNA of Closterium sp. NIES-65, 417 nucleotides long. NCBI's taxonomy places the organism in Eukaryota, Viridiplantae, Streptophyta, Zygnematophyceae, Desmidiales, Closteriaceae. The record is from the annotation of a GenBank genome assembly.